Molecule: messenger RNA, 6905 nt
Organism: Aethalodelphis obliquidens (Pacific white-sided dolphin)
Lineage: Eukaryota; Metazoa; Chordata; Mammalia; Artiodactyla; Delphinidae
Gene: GRIA2
Product: glutamate ionotropic receptor AMPA type subunit 2
Exons: 16
Coding region: 450-3101 (883 amino acids)
Biological process (GO): monoatomic ion transport
Cellular component (GO): membrane
Molecular function (GO): ligand-gated monoatomic ion channel activity; signaling receptor activity
Source: RefSeq, a predicted model, not a curated record
GACUCGCGCACGCGCGCCGGACGCGUCUCUGAGACUCGCGUGCGUGCGUGUGUGUGUGUGCGCGUGUGUGCGUGUGUGUGUGUGUGUGUGCGCGCGCGCGCGCGUGUGAGAGCGGGGAGAGGGAGAAGCGCGCGAGGGUGAGUGUGUGAGUGCAUGGGAGGGUGCUGAGUGUGCCGAGGCGCUGGGACCACAGCGGCAGCCUGCUGGAAGCUGCAUCCAGCCAGUCUCCGGACUUCGCGAGCGGGGACCGGGCGCAGGGCGGCAGCCACCCGCAGGACCUUGGAAAUAGGGAUUCCUCUGCCACCACGUCGGGUUUCUAGCAGCUCGGUGCUACAUUGCUGUCUCAAAAUGCAGAGGAUCUAAUUUGCCAAGGAGAACGGCCAAAGAAGGAAGAGGAGGAAAAGGGGGGAAAAAAAGGGUAUUUUGUGGAUGCUCUACUUUUCUUGGAAAUGCAAAAGAUUAUGCAUAUAUCUGUCCUCCUUUCUCCUGUUUUGUGGGGACUGAUUUUUGGUGUCUCUUCUAACAGCAUACAGAUAGGGGGGCUGUUUCCCAGGGGCGCCGAUCAGGAAUACAGUGCAUUUCGGGUAGGGAUGGUUCAGUUCUCCACUUCGGAGUUCAGACUGACACCCCACAUCGACAAUUUGGAGGUAGCCAACAGCUUCGCAGUCACCAAUGCUUUCUGCUCCCAGUUUUCAAGAGGAGUAUAUGCAAUUUUUGGAUUUUAUGACAAGAAGUCUGUAAACACCAUCACGUCAUUCUGCGGGACGCUCCAUGUAUCCUUCAUCACUCCCAGCUUCCCGACAGAUGGUACCCACCCAUUUGUCAUUCAGAUGCGACCAGACCUCAAAGGAGCACUUCUCAGCUUGAUUGAGUACUACCAAUGGGACAAGUUUGCGUACCUCUAUGACAGUGACAGAGGCUUGUCCACCCUGCAGGCGGUGCUGGAUUCCGCUGCCGAAAAGAAGUGGCAAGUGACUGCUAUCAACGUGGGGAACAUCAACAAUGACAAGAAAGAUGAGACCUACCGCUCGCUCUUCCAGGAUCUGGAGCUAAAGAAGGAACGGCGGGUCAUCCUGGACUGUGAGCGGGACAAAGUCAACGACAUCGUGGACCAGGUUAUUACCAUUGGAAAACACGUUAAAGGGUACCAUUACAUCAUUGCAAAUCUGGGAUUUACCGAUGGAGACCUAUUAAAAAUUCAGUUUGGAGGUGCAAACGUCUCUGGAUUUCAGAUAGUAGACUAUGAUGACUCCAUGGUAUCUAAGUUUAUAGAGAGAUGGUCAACACUGGAAGAAAAAGAAUACCCUGGAGCACACACGACUACAAUUAAGUAUACUUCUGCUCUGACCUAUGACGCCGUUCAAGUGAUGACCGAAGCUUUUCGAAACCUGCGGAAGCAGAGAAUUGAAAUCUCCCGAAGGGGGAAUGCAGGAGACUGUUUGGCAAACCCAGCUGUGCCCUGGGGACAAGGGGUAGAAAUAGAAAGGGCCCUCAAACAGGUGCAGGUUGAAGGUCUCUCAGGAAAUAUCAAGUUUGACCAGAAUGGAAAAAGAAUAAAUUAUACAAUUAACAUCAUGGAGCUCAAAACGAAUGGGCCACGGAAGAUCGGGUACUGGAGCGAAGUCGACAAAAUGGUUGUUACUCUCACCGAACUCCCUUCUGGAAACGAUACUUCUGGGCUUGAGAAUAAGACUGUGGUCGUCACUACGAUUUUGGAAUCUCCAUAUGUUAUGAUGAAGAAAAAUCAUGAAAUGCUUGAAGGCAAUGAGCGCUACGAGGGCUACUGUGUUGACUUGGCUGCAGAAAUAGCCAAGCAUUGUGGGUUCAAGUACAAGUUGACCAUUGUUGGGGAUGGCAAGUAUGGGGCCAGGGAUGCAGACACGAAAAUUUGGAAUGGGAUGGUUGGAGAACUUGUAUAUGGGAAAGCUGAUAUUGCAAUUGCUCCAUUAACCAUCACCCUUGUGAGAGAGGAGGUGAUCGAUUUCUCAAAGCCCUUUAUGAGCCUCGGGAUAUCAAUCAUGAUCAAGAAGCCUCAGAAGUCCAAACCAGGAGUGUUUUCAUUUCUUGAUCCGUUAGCCUAUGAGAUCUGGAUGUGCAUUGUUUUUGCCUACAUAGGGGUCAGUGUAGUUUUAUUCCUGGUCAGCAGAUUUAGCCCCUACGAGUGGCACACUGAGGAGUUUGAAGAUGGAAGAGAAACACAAAGUAGUGAAUCAACUAAUGAAUUUGGGAUUUUUAAUAGUCUCUGGUUUUCCUUGGGUGCCUUUAUGCAGCAAGGAUGCGAUAUUUCGCCAAGAUCCCUGUCCGGGCGCAUUGUUGGAGGAGUUUGGUGGUUCUUUACCCUGAUCAUAAUCUCCUCCUACACGGCUAACUUAGCUGCCUUCCUGACCGUGGAGAGGAUGGUAUCUCCCAUUGAAAGUGCGGAGGAUCUCUCUAAGCAGACAGAAAUUGCUUAUGGAACGUUAGACUCUGGCUCCACUAAGGAAUUUUUCAGGAGAUCUAAAAUUGCAGUGUUUGAUAAAAUGUGGACCUACAUGAGAAGUGCAGAGCCCUCAGUGUUCGUGAGGACUACAGCCGAAGGAGUGGCAAGAGUGCGCAAGUCCAAAGGGAAAUACGCCUACUUGCUGGAGUCCACCAUGAACGAGUACAUUGAGCAGAGGAAGCCUUGUGACACCAUGAAAGUUGGUGGCAACCUGGAUUCCAAAGGCUAUGGCAUCGCCACACCUAAAGGAUCCUCAUUAAGAAAUGCGGUUAACCUCGCAGUACUAAAACUGAAUGAACAAGGCCUGUUGGACAAAUUGAAAAACAAAUGGUGGUACGACAAAGGAGAGUGCGGCAGCGGGGGAGGUGAUUCCAAGGAAAAGACCAGUGCCCUCAGUCUGAGCAACGUUGCUGGAGUGUUCUACAUCCUUGUCGGGGGCCUUGGCUUGGCCAUGCUGGUGGCUUUGAUUGAGUUCUGUUACAAGUCAAGGGCCGAGGCGAAGCGAAUGAAGGUGGCAAAGAAUGCACAGAAUAUUAACCCAUCUUCCUCGCAGAAUUCACAGAAUUUUGCAACUUAUAAGGAAGGUUACAACGUAUAUGGCAUCGAAAGUGUUAAGAUUUAGGGGAUGACCUUGAAUGAUGCCAUGAGGAGAGAGGAGAGGCUGUCAGUUACAGGAAGUACUGGAGAAAAUGGACGUGUUAUGACUCCAGAAUUUCCAAAAGCAGUGCAUGCUGUCCCUUACGUGAGUCCUGGCAUGAGAAUGAAUGUCAGUGUGACUGAUAUCUCGUGAUUGAUAAGAACCUUUUGAGUGCCUUACACAAUGGUUUUCUUGUGUGUUUAUUGACAAAGUGGUGAGAGGCAUCCAGUAUCUUGAAGACUUUUCUUUCAGCCAAGAAUUCUUAAAUAUGUGGAAUUCAUCUUGAGUUGUGAGGAACGGUCACCUAAAGACACAACAUCCUUUUCUACUCCAGUUCCAGACGAAGCUUGGCGGACAUGCACAGCUACCAUGGAAGUACUCUAAUUUCACUGACGUCUUUGUACAGACAACAGACCCGUUUCUGCAGCCACUAUUGUUAGUCUCUUGAUUCAUAAUGACUUAAGCACACUUGACAUCAACUGCAUCAAGAUGUGACAUGUUUUAUAAGAAAAAGAAAAAAAGACAUUUAAACUUAAAAAAAUAUUUUUAGGUAUUUUCACAAACAAACUGGCUUUUCAAUAAAUUUGCUUCCAUAUUGGUUGAAUAAGACAACAACGAUUAAACUGAGUGGGACGUAAUUAGAAAGGCUUUGGGUAUCAGUUACGUAUUUUUCAAAGCCAAAUAUGUACAUGCUAAGGAAAGAAAAACAAAGAGAAGAUUCAAAUCUUGUAGUAAUUUAAUAUUGUUAUUAAAACUUUAAUGUAUCCUAUUCUUUAACAUUUGGUGUUAAUGUAAAAUUACUUGGCAGUGCUUGACAUUUGAAAUAAACACUUUUCUAUUGUUUUAUUUGCAAGUGGUCCAAUUAAUUUUGCUUAGCUACAGUUUGGUCAUCAAUGGAGUUCAAAGACACUACUAAAUUGUUAGGUUCCCAGAGAAAUUUGCCCCCUUUUAAAGAAGGCCGGGUGGUCCUUAAAGUAUAAACCUGUCCCCAGAUAAAAUCUGAACCUGUUUUUAAGUAUGUCUUAUCGUAUGUAAAGAAAUAUUUAGCAUAAAGCAUUUAAUCUCUGUAGGUAAAUGCUAAUAGAUUUUAAAAACUAAUAUUAAAAACAAAUAUCAGAGUAUGUGAGGUUCUGUUUUAAAGUGUUUGAGCUGACAGAGAGAAGUAUUAGUUGUAGAUGAAGUUAGAGAUGCCCUGAAAGUAGAUAGGUGCCCAUUGAUCAAAUUCCGUAAACUAAACCUGAGUUUUGGCUUUUAAAGGUGUAAGAGCUGUCAUAAAUCUUACAUAUUAUGAAAAGUUUAAGCACUUUUGAGUCAGCUGCGAUAUAGUUUCUUCCCAUUACCAUCAAUAUAAACAACCCUAAUAUAUAUAUUUUUAUACUUAUUCCUCAGGUGGAAUGGCUAUUUUAAAAUGCCCAGUGUGGAUAAAACACACUUCUGUGGCUUUUGACUAAAGAACUUAUAUUUCUCUAGUUAAGAAAUUUAAAGGAGCUAUCUUUCCCUUCAUAAAAGACCAUUUAUUUCCACUGAAGCUCUCUAAAAUAAAAUUAAUUUAAGGUUUUAAGUGAUCACUAACGUUCAACUAAUGCUUGCUAUUUCUGCAAGUACGCCUUUGUGUAGCACUUGGUGUUUUACUCAGUGCCUGGAAAACAUUCUUAUUUAUUAUCUAUCACAGAAGGGAAAGAGAAAUGUAGGGUCUAAUAGCAACCACUCGCAUGGACCAUGGUGCCAUGAGGUAUCAUGACGUUCUUGCCUAAAUUUAGCUGUCCCUAAUCACAAAUUCCAAGAUCAUACAAUACAAUUUUAGUGCAUUUCUCCUCAUCAGGAAUGUUGGAGGUGCAUUUUAAGUUUAAAUCAAUCAUCAAUGCUAGAAUGACCAAAUUGCAGACUAACUGUUUUCCACAUUAUACUUCAAAUGAGUUUUUAAAAAUGAAACAGAUGACUAUAAACCACCAAUGCUCUUUAUUUAUUGUACCUCUGGGCCUACUCUUCUAAAAAUUGUAGCUUAUCAAUUUUUCUCUGUCAAGCUUGAACUCAUGUAAAUACUUGAAAUAAUGUAAAGUUAUAUUUUCAUGUUUUUAUAGAUACAACAUGACAAGAAUACAUAAUGUAAGAGUAUUUCAACUAUGGAUAAUGUUGACUGGAUAAUGCACAUCUCAGUUACAAGCAGUAAUCAUAGUAUAAUAUCCAUGUAACGGUGCAUCAGUGUAUUGCUAUAUAAACAUGUCUGUGUGCAUCUAAGUGAAAAGUGGUCAGACAGAGUGAUGACAGCUCUCUAAAGGUUUUUUUAAUUCAUUUUAUAUAAAAACUGUUAUGGAAAGACCAAAAUGUUUAUGAACUAUUCUUAUGUAAAUUUACAACUGUCCUUUACUGUACUUUUUUGUUUACAGUAUAUGGUACCUUAUUUUCUGCUGUGUUAAGUGGGUGUCAGACUCCGAGGAGACAUACACUUUCUACAACUUCUAUUGAAGAUAUUGGAACUUCCAGUUUUUCAUGUGUACUGUGUCAGAAAAUGCUUUUGAUUUUAUUUUUAAAUCUAACAUCAGAUGGCUUUUUCGGAGUGUUGUAAAAACUUCAAUCAUAUAUAAAACAUGUUCUUACAAAAGGCCAUGAUCUUUAUUUAUUUUUACUUGAUAGUUCUUAAAACUACUAAUAAUGAGAAACCAAAAAAAGGUACUUGAAUGUAUUCCCAAACAAACCCGGGUGUUUCUACUCAACAAGGACAUCCUUUGCUCAGUUUAUACAUCAGCUCGGUACAAAUAUAAGAAAGGAAAAAUAACUUUUUUUUAAGCUGAAGUGAUUAACAUUUUCAACAUUCCAAGCUUACAGUCAUUAAGUGCUUUGGGCAUAUGUAGAAAUAUCACUAUUAAUUAAUUUUAGUUCUCCUUUGGCACUGUAUGUUGUCAGCUCAGCUGCUGUCAUAACGGUAUUAAAGAGCAGAAAGGUGACUUGCUUUAAAAAUUCCACAAGGUAACACAUUUCCCAGCUUACAUGUUUCAACAAAGUUUUCACUUCCUGCUAUACUGAGAGAGAGUAUUGAUGAGAAACGAAAACUCUUGCAGUUUUGAUUCUCUUUUUACAAAGGUGAUCAUCUUAAUAUUUAGGUAUAUUCUAAAAUUAAAGCAUUUUAGUUCUUCACAAUUGCACAUUAAAAUUUCUUGUAUAGAGUUUUGCGGUUUGAAUAAUUUAAUGUUUAAAAGUAGAGUAUACCAAUGCAUCUGCUUAAAAAUACAGUAAUCUUGUUAUUCUGCCAUCCUGAGUUUGCAAAUUCUAUAAAUAUUUUGGUGCUCGUGGUGGUAGAUUGCGCAAAUGAAGGGAAGCAUUAGCAGUAUAAUAACCCUACAGGAAGAUUUUAAUACAACACCUUGACAACACCAUUGAAGAAAACACUUACUGAAACGAAUUAGAAAACAAUACAAUGUGGCUUCUUCCCAUUUUUCUAUUUCCUAUCUCAUCAUAUCCUAGCCUUAUCAGCCCAGUAAAUUUAAACAAAACUCAAGUAUCACUUCUACCUUAAAAUGUAUGUGUGGGUCUUUAAACCUGUUUUAGGCUGGAUAAGAGUUUAUUUAUUGCACUUUGAGAGCCUGCUGGUCUGUCGUGUAAAAUCCUCAUGUAAUUCAGGCAAAUAUUCCAUUUUCUUCUAAUUCAAAUGAUAUAGGUAGGUGUAUGGAUUGAAUUAGUUGCAUACAUUCUAUAUUGCCAACUUUACCUGAUGAUGUAAGGUUUAUUAGUAAUAUAUUAUGAACUUGGGAGAGUUUAUUGGUUAAGUUCCACAAAUUUUAUAUGAACUCU